Messenger RNA from Bicyclus anynana (squinting bush brown), 1213 nucleotides. It is a transcript of the gene Dmc1, whose product is annotated as meiotic recombination protein DMC1/LIM15 homolog. The record is from RefSeq and is a predicted model, not a curated record. Gene Ontology annotation, molecular function: ATP-dependent DNA damage sensor activity; ATP hydrolysis activity; DNA strand exchange activity. Gene Ontology annotation, cellular component: nucleus; condensed nuclear chromosome. The transcript is spliced from 5 exons. Gene Ontology annotation, biological process: reciprocal meiotic recombination; mitotic recombination; DNA recombinase assembly. The coding region runs from base 97 to 1116 and encodes 339 amino acids. NCBI's taxonomy places the organism in Eukaryota, Metazoa, Arthropoda, Insecta, Lepidoptera, Nymphalidae.
GGCAAUUUGAAGGAAUACAAUAACGGCUUCACUUUUGGUAUUUAUUUUCUUUUGGGUUUAAAAUAACAUUAUUAAUUUGAUUAAAUAAAUAUAGUUAUGUUAGAACAAGCGUUAGAUGAUAACAUUUCGGAUAAUGAAGAGGAGGAAAGUUUUUUCCAAGACGUUGAUAUUUUACAAAAGCAUGGUAUAAAUGUCGCUGAUAUAAAAAAAUUAAAAGGUGCUGGAAUUUGUACAAUCAAGGGCAUUCAAAUGUCUACAAAGAAAAAACUGUGCAACAUAAAAGGAUUUUCUGAAACAAAAGUUGAAAAAAUUAAAGAAGCAUGUUUAAAAAUUAACACUUCCGGUUUUUUAACUGCUUUAGAAGUAAGCGAACGUCGUAAGCAUGUAUUUAAAAUUAGUACAGGAAGCACGGAAUUUGAUAAACUACUAGGCGGCGGUAUAGAGUCAAUGGCGAUAACCGAAGUGUUUGGAGAGUUUCGGACAGGCAAGACUCAGAUGUCGCACACACUGUGCGUGACUACACAAAUACCUAACUCGUCUGGCUACGGCGGAGGAAAGGUCAUGUUCCUCGACACUGAACAUACAUUUCGGCCAGACAGAUUGCGGCUAAUUGCUGACAGAUUCAAUUUGGAGCAGACCGGCGUCCUUGACAACGUGUUGUAUGCAAGGGCAUAUACUUCUGAACAUCAGGCGGAGCUUUUGGACUUUGUGGCUGCGAAGUUUCAUGAAGAGGCCGGCGUAUUCAAGUUGCUCAUCAUAGACUCGGUGAUGGCGUUAUUCAGAGUUGACUACUCCGGGCGUGGCGAGUUAGCCGACCGUCAACAGAAGCUAGCGCAAGUUCUUUCACGUCUGCAAAAGAUAUCAGAGGAAUAUAACGUGGCGGUGUUCAUAACGAAUCAAAUGACCGCCGAUCCUGGUGCCACAUUGUCAUUUCAAGCUGAUCCGAAGAAGCCCAUCGGUGGGAACAUUCUGGCCCACGCUUCUACCACCAGGCUAUACCUCAGAAAAGGCCGGGGGGAAAACAGAAUCGCAAAAAUAUACGAUUCACCAGACCUGCCUGAAAGCGAAGCUACGUUUGCUAUAACCGGCGGUGGAAUUGCUGAUGCUAAGGACUAAAUUAUUUUUUAAUUUUCAAUAAAACUCAUUUUGUAUUUACUUAAAUUAAUAAUACUGUUACUUAAUUUAAUAAAACUCUUUUCAAUAAACUGUUUAA